This is a messenger RNA of Salvia miltiorrhiza (redroot sage), 4026 nucleotides long. Its product is annotated as protein IQ-DOMAIN 32-like. Gene Ontology annotation, molecular function: protein binding. The record is from RefSeq and is a predicted model, not a curated record. The transcript has 5 exons. The coding region runs from base 315 to 2921 and encodes 868 amino acids. NCBI's taxonomy places the organism in Eukaryota, Viridiplantae, Streptophyta, Magnoliopsida, Lamiales, Lamiaceae.
UUGAAUGAUACAAUCGGAAUCCAAAAGCAAAGUUAAUUAGAUCUAAGGGGGGAUGUUGACGUCCGUGUUCCCCGAUAUUGCCCCUUUUAUCUGCUUCAAUUCCAACUAAAAUAUAAUCUAAAAUAAACAUAGUAAUUUCCAACAAAAUACAUUUCGAAAUUUUACAAAAAAUAUUUGCUAAUUUAGCAUAUGCUAUGUUGCUCUAGACUGGUAGGCGGUAGCCUGUCACUCAGAAAAAACAAGAGCACACCAUUUUUAGAGAGAGAAAGAGUCAGUGAGAUCACACAAGAAUUACGAGAGAGAGAGAGAGCGGUAUGGGAAAAUCAACUCCGGCAUGUUUCAGGAUCAUCAGCUGCGGGGGCGAUUCUGUCGAGCAUGACGAUCUCCAAACUCCCGAAAGCAAGGCCUCUAGUGAUCGGCGUGGGUGGAGUUUCCGGAAGAGAUCUGCUAGACAUCGCGUACUGAGUAACAGCGUUACUUCAGAAGCACCUGCAUCGGCCAGCAAGGAUAGCCAAGAAUCUAUAUCUGUCAACUGCCAAGUGCAGCCUGAUCUGACUAUUACGGAGAAGACCACAGAAAUUCAGCAGAAAGAAGAGAAGACCUCAGUAAUUCAGCAGAAAGAAGAGAAGACCACAGAAAUUCAGCAGAAAGAAGAGAAGACCGCGGAAAUUCUGCAGAAAGAAGAGAAGACCACAGAAAUUCUGCCGAAAGAAGAGAAGCCCACAGAAAUUCUGCCAAAAGAAGAGAAGCCCGCAGAAAUUCUGCAGAAAGAAGAGAAGACCACGGAAAUUCUGCAGAAAGAAGAGGAGACCAUAGAACUUCAGCAGAAAGAAGAGAAGCUUGAGUUGUCUUCUCUUCUGGACUCGAAGUUGUCCAUAGAGGAUGACACGGGAGCAGAUGCACCUCUUGAUGAGCACAGUAUUAUUUUAAUCCAGACUGCUGUUAGGGGGCUGCUGGCUCAACGAGUUCUGUUGAAGCAAAAAAGUAUAACCAAAUUGCAAGCUGUUGUCAGAGGACACAUAGUUCGAAGCCAUGCAGUGGGAACUCUUCGGUGUGUACAAGCCAUCAUUAAAAUGCAAGCUCUUGUUCGAGCACGCCAUGCCCGUCUACAGAGUAAGAAAGAAGCCAAAGCAAGUCAGCCACACACUUAUGUUUCCAUUGAGAAACUACUUAGCAAUGCCUUUGCUCGUCAGCUCAUGGAAGCUUCACCAAGGACCAAACCUAUAAACAUCAAGUGUGACCCCUCAAAAUCUGACUCAGCUUGGAAAUGGCUGGAGAGAUGGAUGUCUGUUUCAUCGGUGAGCAACAAAGAGCCACAUGAGACUGAAGCAGCAGUGGAGCAGCAUAAGGAUAAUCUUGGACAUUCUGGUCGCAGCAUGGAGGACUUUUCAGUUCAAAUAAUUUCUAUCUCAACAGAUUCUGAAUCUGGUUUUGAUGCAAGUAUCUUAGACAUCCAUUCAGGAAAAUCUAAAUCCCUGCAGAAUAGUGAUCAAUCAGAUCCAAAAUGUGAGGUAAAAGAAUCUUCUCCCUCUGAGAUAAAAAAUACAGAUUUGGUUGAUGUAAUGGAAGAGGAAUAUCUUCCCAAAAAAGAAGAAUCACAAAAUGAGGAAGUACUAAAUGAGGUGGUGGAAGUGGAAUAUUUUCUCAAAAAAGAGGAAACAGAAAUUGUUCAGGGAGCACCUGAUUCGGAAGAGUUUUCUAGCAUGCAACCUGAAACAGAGGUGAAACUUAUUUCAAGAAAGGCAAGUAAUCCUGCUUUCAUUGCUGCACAGUCAAAAUUUGAAGAACUGAGCUUGGCUGCCCCAUCUGCAAAGCUAAGCACUUCCUCAAGUCAUGGUCCUGGAGUUGAAUCUAAUUUGGAUGAGGUUUCUUCUGCAAAUCAAGAUCAACCAAUCAGGUCUGAGGACAAAGACAGUGGAUUAGUUGGCAAUCCCACUUCCAAUGCUUCCGCAGUUCAAAAAGGUAGCUCUGAGUGUGGGACUGAACUUUCCAUUUCUUCGACCCUAGAUUCACCAGAUAGGUCAGAAGAGGCUGGAGUCAAUGUCAGUGGAACGAAAACAAAAGCUUCAGAUAAGAAUGAUCACUCUCGAAAAGGAGAGAAUUUAGAACUUGAGGCUAAAUCUAUUGUGCUGGAAACUGAUCCUUCAACUAAUAACACAACUAAGUUGCAGAGAAAUGAAAGUGUUGACUCAGUUUCUGGUGAAUCUCUAAAUUCUUGCAUACCUGCGGAUACAGCACAGCUGGACAAGCCAGCAGAUCUAAGCCACCUAGCGGUGGAGCCGGGAUCUGAAACAAGCCACCAGGUAAACAGAUUAUCACCUGAAGCUUCUCCCAGAAACAGUGCAGCUACUCCUGAACUUCUAGCAACUCCUUCCAGCCAAGUGUCUGUUAAACGGAAGAAUAGUAAAGGUGAAAAAAGUCGGUCCAAUCGCAAGAUUAAGCAUUCGUCAGAUGAUAAAACCCCCUCAAAUCAAACUCCAGAUUCUGCUUCUAGAAGUAGCUUGGAUCAGUUACAGGAACAUAAAUCGGGGAAGAGGCGAAACUCCUUUGGUUCAGCAAAACCCGAAAAUAAGGAGCAGGAACCAAGAGAUAGCAGUAGCAGCAAUUCUCUACCAAGCUACAUGCAAGCCACUGAAUCUGCAAGAGCCAAGACUAUUGCGAAUGGAUCUCCAAGAUCAAGUCCUGAUGUCCAUGACAAGGAGAUCUACAUAAAGAAGAGACAUUCACUUCCUGGUACAAAUGAAAGGCAAGGAUCUCCUCGUAUUCAUCGCUCUCUGUCUCAGGCACAACAGAACACAAAGGGAAAUGCAAGCCAUUCUCCUCAAGGUAUUUUGCUAACUUUCUCAUGUUUUUUCAUAUAUAUAUAUAUAUUCUUGUUGAUAGUCAUGCCAAUUGCCACGUACCAGUUUCCCUCAGUCUGAAAAGCAUCUCCAGUCUCUUUAGAUUGCUCAUAUUUGAAACUUAUUGUUAAGUGAACAACCUACAGCUAGAUCUUAAGUUGCCUUUCGUUAUUUAUCAUUGAUAUAAUCCACACAAUUAUGGUACAAACCGCUUAAGGCUGUAAUUAUUUGGUUCUCUUUUGCUUAGUGGCAAAGAAGGUGCAUGAUAUUGAUAAGAUUUUCAUUAAACAUGAAACAUUAAACAUCAGUAAGGUUUCCCACUUGCAAUUUAGUGAUAUCUUUCCACUCGUGGACGCUGAUCCCUAGUUGAUUAUAAUGGGAAAUGAUAUGGGGUUACUGAUUGUAUCUUCAUACACCAUGAUAGUCUACCAUGGACCUUGCUAGACCAUCCAUGCACGUUAAGGAAAAUUGAGUGAUAAUGACUACCAUUCUUCUUGUGGAUCAGCAAAGAUGUUUAAUGUGGUUGAUUGCUGAAACACACUACCUCACAAGACUCACUCCACACACGACUCAGUUGUUACACAAGCUGGAGCUGGGGGAGUUUAGUACACACACAUAUGCAGAGAAAAGGUCUUGGGUUGUAAUAAUGUAUCCUUAGAUUUGUUGGUCGCUUCUUGAUUACAGAUUAUGCAUGCUCAUAUGUUUAUUGCCAUUCUGUUUCAUUCUUUGCAUAUUUUGUGCGGGUUCAGAUUAUGUUUGGAAGUUGUGUGUAUCACAUUUAACUAUUUUUAAAACGCCCUGUGCUUAUAUUUCGGAAACCUUCUUAUUUCAGAUCGGAAGUGGCGACGGUGAAUACUGAUAUUUUGGAUGAUGGGGAUAUAUCUGACCUGUCCAAUAAGUAUUUUUAAGUUGGAUUGCUUUGAGAGAUCUGUUGCUUUGUUUGCAUGCAUAAUAUGAAGAAUAUAUAGGUAUAGUACUAUUCCAAUUGGAGAGAUGUAGAGACACCGAAGAUUGCAUGUAAGUUACCAGAUUGUUGUUUCUCUUUUUUUCCCCCCUUUGAUUUGCUUUCUUCUGAUCUUUUUUUCUUUUUUAAAUCAAAAAAUGCUUGAUUUUUAUAUUAACUUGUAUUGGGUUUGGGCGAACGCUAUUUUUACUUCUUUGGCUUGAAUUUCAUUUAUAUUUUUCU